Messenger RNA from Musa acuminata AAA Group (dessert banana), 1846 nucleotides. RefSeq names its product protein DMP8-like. NCBI's taxonomy places the organism in Eukaryota, Viridiplantae, Streptophyta, Magnoliopsida, Zingiberales, Musaceae. The coding region runs from base 1100 to 1729 and encodes 209 amino acids. Gene Ontology annotation, biological process: endomembrane system organization. The record is from RefSeq and is a predicted model, not a curated record. The transcript has a single exon.
CAAUUGCCCAUCUCAAUGAGGUGGUGAUGAUUUGGUCCGGAGAGGAGAGAGACAAUGAGGCGGUGAUGAACCGACGCGAUGUCCAACCUCAGAAUUCUGCUGUUUAGUUGAACUGCAUCACCCUGAAAGCUCUGUGAGCAAUUCACACCUUGCACAGUAGCUCACAGAGGUAUGAGCUUCUCCAGUAGAGACAGCAGCUGUGCAGCAUUUAUCGCAUUAAUGGUGUCAAUGCUCUAGAUAUCCAACAUCAUGGCUUUGUGAGCCACACAGAGAGAGAAGAGAGAGAUAGAGAGAGUGCCAAAUGUUUUCUACUUUGCAGCCAACAGAGCUAGAGAGAGAGAAAAUGGUUUCCACAUUGCAGCCAACAGAGAGAGAGGGAGGUACUUGUGAUUGGUUGAGUUCAUGAUAGCUUACCUCUCUCUCUCAUUGAACAUGGGAAUCUGGACGAGGACCAUGGGAUAGGUAAGAGAACCCAACUCCGCAUCCUGUGACAGUGGCACCCACUUAUAGAUCUUCUUCGGCGUCCGCCGGAGAAGAUGCUGAAUUCCUGAGUUCUGUGGAAGAUGCUGAAUUCCUGCAAAGAAUAUGAUGGCAUGAAGACUUGGGAACAAUGUUGAGAUGAUUGAAGGGGAUAAAGUCAAUAUAUUAAGAGUGUUUGUUUCCUUGAAAGAGUCCUCGUUAACAGUAAAGACAAGGACACCAAUUACUGAAGGAGUACAUCGGUGGGUAUACGAUAAGUAAGCAGGCCCGUUGCACAUCCGGCCGCAGUGAAUGCAGGGCAGCUGUAUGAUAAUAUUCCUCACAGAACCAUGUUGCUUGCUCCGGUCAGCUAUGGCAUGUCCACCGCUGCCUGCCGCACUGGGGAAUCCACUUGGGCCGCCGACAAUUUCCUCAUCAUGAUGCGGACAAAGAAGUACGUGUUGUUGGAUGUUUUGGUCAGUGGGCUUUCCUCGUUUGUAUCCAUCCUAUAUUUGGGCUUUCACAGCCAAUCCAAUCUUGGGGAGGGAACAGUUACAAGUAGCCGUUGAGAUUUUAAACCCAAAGCCACUAUAUAUAUAAAUGGCCGAACUCUUCGAACCCGUCCAUCUUGAGAACAGCAAUGGAGCCAACCGUCGAACACUUCGAAGGCCCGUACUCCUGCCCGUGCUCCCCACGGUCAACGUCGCCGACGUCGGCAGGCGGCGGUCGUAGGAAGAGGGCAGUGGCAAGAGGCAUGCAGAAAACCCUCUCCAAGACCUCCAUGCUCGUCAACUUCCUCCCCACCGGCACCCUCCUCACCUUCGAGCUGCUGCUCCCCUCCGCCUCCGGCGACGGCUCGUGCUCCCCGGUGAGCACGCUGAUGAUCGAGACCCUGCUCGGCCUCUGCGCCCUCUCCUGCUUCUUCUUCCACUUCACCGACAGCUUCCGCGGCCCGGACGGGAAGGUCUACUACGGGUUCGUCACCCCGCGGGGCCUCGCGGUCUUCAAGUCCGGCCUGGGGGUGGACGUGCCCCAGGACGAGCGGUUCCGGAUGGGGUUCGUGGACUUGGUCCAUGCGCUCAUGGCGGCCAUGGUGUUCGCGGCCAUCGCGCUGUCCGAUCACCGCGUCACCAACUGCCUCUUCCCGGGGCAUGCCAAGGAGAUGGAUGAGGUGAUGGAGAGCUUUCCGCUGAUGGUGGGGGUGGUGUGCAGUGGGCUCUUCCUCGUCUUCCCCAACACACGCUAUGGUAUAGGCUGCAUGGCCACAUGAAUCAGAUCAAUAACGUGGACGGCUACUGAUCCAUCUCAUUGUUUGACCACACAAUUUUCGUUGAAUUCCACUUUUUGGUGUGAUUAAUCCAAGUGAUUUUUCAUGAUAAAGUGUCGG